Molecule: messenger RNA, 7412 nt
Organism: Pelodiscus sinensis (Chinese soft-shelled turtle)
Lineage: Eukaryota; Metazoa; Chordata; Testudines; Trionychidae
Source: RefSeq, a predicted model, not a curated record
UUGGGGCAGGAGCUUUUUCUGUCCCUUCCCCCAUAAUAUGGAGGUCAGAGGAGGCAUUUCACUUCCUCCAUCUUGAGAGGGUGUGCUGGGGUUAUCUAAAGUCCCACCCGCCCCUUGCUCAUCUUGCCUUGUUUUGUGUGUGUAUGGGAUCAGUUAUUUUCACAAAGCCCCCAGGUCUGUUACAGGAUAGUGAUCAUAGGCACAAUGAAUUUGGGAGUGGGGUAGGAGCAUGCUGGUUCGACUGUCACAGCUUCCUGUGGGUGCUCCGGGAGAGUGCAGUGUUUACAUUCUGCUGUAUGAUGCGAUCUGUGCUUUGUGUUCAUGUUGCUAAACACAGAACCAUAAUCACUGCUCUGUGGCGUUUCAGUCUAAUAGCCCAAGUGCAGAACAAGUGUUGUCACUGUCUUGCACAAGUCUAAUGACCUGUCUGCCUCUGGGAGGUUGAGCUCUGCAGGAGCACAAAGACAGAGAAAGAAUGCCUGUUGUGUGGCCAACACUUUUGGAUCUCAGCAGGGAUGAAUGCAAGAGGAUUCUUCGCAAACUGGAACUUGAGGCAUAUGCUGGAGUUAUCAGUGCCUUGCGUGCACAGGGGGACCUUACCAAGGAAAAGAAAGACCUUCUUGGAGAACUCUCCAAAGUGCUUAGCAUUUCAACUGAGCGCCAUCGUGCUGAAGUUCGGAGAGCCGUAAAUGAUGAACGGCUAACAACUAUUGCGCAUAAUAUGUCUGGACCAAACAGCUCUUCAGAAUGGUCUAUAGAAGGUCGUCGACUGGUGCCGCUGAUGCCACGGCUGGUUCCACAAACAGCAUUCACUGUAACAGCUAAUGCUGUUGCUAAUGCAGCUGUUCAGCUCCAUGCAUCUCUUCCAGUUACUGCUGAAACUGGAAACAAAGAAGUGGUGGUUUGCUAUUCCUACACAAGUACCACUUCAACCCCAACAUCUACCCCUGUUCCAAGUGGCAGUGUAGCAACAGUGAAGUCCCCCAGACCUGCCAGUCCAGCCUCCAACGUAGUCGUCUUGCCAAGUGGAAGUACUGUUUACGUCAAAAGUGUCAGCUGCUCAGAUGAUGAUGAAAAGCCCCGUAAAAGACGACGAACUAACUCCUCUAGUUCCUCUCCUGUUCUUCUGAAAGAAGUCCCGAAAGCUGUCACUCCUGUCACUAAAACUAUCACGGUACCUGUAAGUGGCAGCCCCAAGAUGAGUAAUAUCAUGCAGAGCAUUGCCAACUCCUUACCACCACACAUGUCUCCUGUGAAAAUAACGUUUACUAAACCCUCAACACAGACAACAAACACCACAACACAGAAGGUGAUCAUAGUAACCACCUCUCCAAGUUCAACAUUUGUACCUAACAUUCUCUCCAAGUCUCACAACUACGCAGCAGUUACUAAACUUGUCCCAACAUCUGUCAUUGCCUCAACAACUCAGAAGCAACCAGUGGUUAUAACAGCUUCUCAGUCCUCUUUGGUCAGUAGCAGCAGUAGCGGCAGCAAUUGUUCCACUCCCUCUUCCACUCCAAAUACCAUUGCUGUGACUGCUGUGGUGUCAUCGACACCAUCGGUGGUUAUGUCAACGGUAGCACAAGGUGUCUCCACAUCAGCGAUUAAAGUUGCCUCCACCAGACUGCCUUCUCCAAAAAGCUUGGUGGGAACCCCAACUCAGAUUCUAACACAAUUUCCCAAACAACAACAGCAGACCCCAAAACAACAAUUGCAUCAAAUACAGCAGACCCAACAGCAGCUAUCACAGUCUUCUCCUAUAGCACAUCAGCAGCAACCACAACAAUGUCAGUUGCCAGCUGGCAUCAAGCCCACCAUUCAGAUCAAACAAGAAUCAGGUGUUAAAAUAAUCACUCAACAAGUGCAGCCCAGUAAAAUCCUACCCAAACCAGUUACAGCGACUUUGCCCAGCAGUAGCAAUUCACCUAUUAUGGUGGUUAGCAGUAAUGGGACUAUCAUGACAACUAAACUGGUCACUACUCCCACUGGAACACAAGCAACAUAUACUCGUCCAACGGUAAGCCCUUCCAUAGGGGCUCGAAUGGCUGGAACUCCAGGUGCUGCCACUUAUGUGAAAACUACCAGUGGCAGCAUCAUUACGGUAGUGCCGAAAUCGCUGGCUACACUGGGAGGCAAGAUUAUAAGCAGUAAUAUUGUUUCUGGAACUACAACCAAAAUUACUACAAUCCCAAUGACAUCCAAGCCUAAUGUGAUUGUGGUGCAAAAGACUACUGGAAAAGGAACAACUAUUCAAGGACUUCCAGGCAAAAAUGUUGUUACAACAUUGUUAAAUGCCGGGGGAGAGAAAACUAUUCAAGCAGUGCCAGCAGGAGCAAAACCUGCCAUCAUCACUGCAACCCGGCCCAUCACAAAAAUGAUUGUCACGCAGCCAAAAGGAAUAGGAUCUGCUGUCCAGCCAGCCACCAAAAUCAUCCCAACCAAAAUUGUUUAUGGGCAACAAGGCAAAACACAGGUUCUCAUAAAACCAAAGCCAGUGACAUUUCAAGCUACGGUUGUGAGUGAGCAGACAAGGCAGUUGGUAACUGAAACAUUGCAGCAGGCAUCCAGAGUGGCAGAGGCAGGAAAUGCUUCUCUUCCAGAAGUGAAAGAAGAACCUCAGAGCUACACUGAUAGCAGCUCCUCUUCUACAGAGUCCUCCCAGAGCUCCCAGGGAUCUUCUGUCCUCUCCUUCCGCUGUCAUCAACAUCACUUGCAGCGGACCACACACAGUGAUGAUUCCCAGCCAGUUGUUCAUGUGAUUGCAUCUAGAAGUCAGGAUUGGUCAGAACAUGAAAUUGCUGUGGACACCAGCCCUACAAUAAUUUAUCAAGAUGUAUCCAAUGAAUCACAAUCAGCUACUUCUACAAUAAAAGCACUGCUGGAACUGCAGCAGACAACAGUGAAGGAGAAGUUAGAAUCAAAACCAAGGCAACCCACCAUUGACCUGAGCCAAAUGGCAGUUCCUAUUCAGAUGACCCAGGAGAAAAGGCAUUCUCCAGAAAGCCCUUCCAUUGCUGUGGUAGAGUCAGAAUUAGUUGCUGAAUAUAUCACAACUGACUCAGGAAGACAACUGUGUAUUGGUUCACAUUCGGAAGAAUUUCUACACAACCAUAUAGUCAGUCAUCGGUCACAGCCCCACCAGCAGUCAUCCCAACCCCAGAGGACUCUGCUGCAGCAUGUGGCUCAGUCGCAGACAGCAACACAGACUUCUGUUGUGGUGAAAUCUAUCCCUGCAUCUUCCACAGGAGCAAUUACUCAUAUCAUGCAACAGGCUUUAAGCAGCCACACUGCAUUUACCAAACACAGUGAACAACUUGGAACUGAGGAAGGAGAAGUGGAAGAGAUGGAUACCUUAGAUCCUCAGACUGGCCUGUUUUACAGAUCUGCCCUGACGCAGUCACAGGCACAGAAACAGCAGAAACUGAAUCAGCCACAGCUGGAACAGACUCAACUACAAGUGAAAACUCUGCAGUGCUUCCAGACUAAACAAAAGCAGACCAUCCACCUGCAAGCUGAUCAGAUCCAGCACAAACUCCCACAAAUGCCCCAACUCUCUAUCCGGCAUCAAAAGCUAACCCCACUUAAGCAGGAGCAAGCACAGACCAAACCAGAUGCACAGCACACCCCACACCACAUGAUGGCCAAAGAAAGGCAACUCCCUACCUUAGUGGCACAGCCACAGCAAACUGUAGUACAGGUGCUUGCAGUAAAAACCACGCAACAGCUGCCCAAACUGCAACAGGCACCAACGGCACAAAAAAUCUACGUGCAGCCCCAACCCCCCCAGAGUCAAAUGCAGCUACCUGCCUCUUCAGAGAAACAGCCAGCAAGCCAGGUGCAGCAGCCAAUUAUAACUCAAGGAUCCACAGUUACAAAGAUAACUUUUGAGGGGCGACAGCCUCCUACUGUUUCAAAGGUAGCAGGUGGCAAUUCUGUGCCCAAACUGGCGUCGCCAGUUACAAGCCUAUUUCCUAUGCAGGCAUCUGUGAAGACAGCAGUAGCAGACAUUUUGAAAAUGUCUAUGAUGGAAGCUCAGAUUGACACAAACAUAGAACAUAUGAUAGUGGAUCCCCCAAACAAGGCCAUGUCCACUAGUAAACUCGCUAGUGAAGCAGAAUCGUCAGUUUGUACCCAAGUGCCGAAGGUGACUGCAAUAGGAUUGACGGCAACUUCCAUCUCCCAGCAACUGAAAUGUAAAGAGUCCUGUUCAAGUCCUCCUGCUGCUGAUCCUGCUUUAAUAGAGAGGAAAACGGAUGCACAAGGAGUGCCGUCAACAAACCAGUUUAUACACAUUCAGAAUAUAUCCCAAAAGAAAGCUGAAGAGAUUUCAUCUGAAAUUAUUAUCCAGACUAUCCCUCAAUACUCCAUCCCUUGUCACUCCAGCUCCAAUGUGGUAGUGGAACCCAGUGGACUCCUGGAGCUCAAUAACUUUACUAGUCAACGUCUUGAUGACGAAGAGACAGCAAUGGAACAAGAUGUGGACAGCAGUACUGAGGAAGGCACUGAGCCAAGCCCCUCACAAAGUUCAGCUGAACAAUCCUAAUGAAUCGGGAUCCUGGAGUGCACUUUAAAUUUAUCUUGGCAAUUGAGUAUCCAAGAUGCCCUUGUAUUAUGUAUUAGAGCACUUUGCCUAUUAGAGUUGUUCAUUGGGCUCUUGAAGCAUCAGUGUGUUUUAACAAGACAGUAUUGCAGACACAUCUUAAAAUUGUUUCCAAAAAGAUGUAGUUACCAAGAUAUAGUAAACCUGUGACAGUGGAAUGUAUGUCUUUUUUUAAAAAAAGGCAAAUCUACGGUGAAUUGGAAAGAUUGAAUAGAAGUUCUUGCUAUGAAGCUCUUGACCAGAUACUGAAACUUUUCAGUAAAAAGGGACCUUUUAUUUUGCUGUGUCUUUCUUUUUGUAGCUAUUGAGUGAAACACCCUCACAAAGAGAACAUUUAGUAAAUAUUUGUAUUUUUAAUAGCAUGUGAGAUAAAAGGUGUCUCUGAGAGUGCAGAAAAAGCCCCAGGUAUUUCUGAAUUGACUAGCUGUCUGGCACUUGAGCUCAAUUAAUGUUCAGAUUUUUAAUAAGCCUAAAAUAUAGUUUAUUUUUAAAAUUACUUGUUGGUGACUGUUUGGAAAUAAGCAAAAUUGCUAAUAGGUAACAUGGUUUGGUGGGUUUUGUUCUCAUAUAUUGAAAGAAAUAUGCUAAUUUAAUGUGCAAAAUGUUUCUUUUUGUGCCACAAGUACAUGAAAUACCCAUUUAGUCUAAUUAACCUGUGAUUAUUUAUUUAAAUGCAAUGAUUUAAAACCAGGCCCAGUUGUUUAACUAAUUCCUGUUAACAGCCAGAUGUUUUCAUUCUAAUGCUGUGGGAUGCCAUAAAUGUUUUCGGGCUUAAAAAAUGUUCAGAGUUGGGGAAUAUUUGGUUCAUAAUCUCAUAAUAUUAGCCUGUUGUAUUCAGAUAAAGGCUGAAGCUUUUAAAAAUUUAUAUUUUACUCCUACACUGUUUUUAAAAUGACCAUUUUGGGAGUUUAAAGGCUUAAAUUGAUUAGUUGUGUUUCAGAGGUAUCCUCAGCCUUAUCACUUGACAUGUUCAAGCAAUAUAUUUGGUUUUUAUGAUUACAAGCCACGGAAAGAGAUUUGGGUACAGAUGGGAUGACAGGAGACAUAGUUUUAAUACGUUCUGGUAAUGAAGAAAAUACUUUUCUUUUUUUAAAAAUGUAUAUAGAAAAGUUUUUAAACAUUUUGUAUGGAUUUCAUUAUAAAUAACUAAGCAUUUUAAGACUUUUGACAUUUCAUUUAAUUGUGUAUAUAUCUAUCAGCAUUAUUGCCCAUUUUUUGGUGCUGAAGUACUACUGUAAGUAUAAUUCAUCCAAAGUAUAAUACAGGUUUUGUGUCAGUCUUUUUUAAGAUGUGAUUUUACUGUUGAUAUUGUAGUUUUUUAAAUUCCAACUGAAGAAACACUCACCAAACUAAAAUACAAAACCUAAAAGAUCAUCAUAUUUGUCCUGAACAUCUAUGUAUGUAACAAUGCUGCAGUAUCCUGUAGAUGGUGCUGUUGGUUCUCCUUUUAGCCUCUGUUAGCAGUUAUUUCAUUUAUAAAGUCCUUGUGACUUUCAUUUUUAUGUUCUGUUUUGUCUGUUAAUUAUAAGCCUCAAUGGCAUACCUUUUAUGAUGGCAAAGGGAAGUGUUCAGUCUUAGUAUCAUGGAAAAUCUGUACAUAAUUGAGUGGUAAUAAUUGAAUUAUCUUCUCUUUAUCAGUUAUAUGUUACAACAUUUAAUACUGUUACAAGUACUUGUUUCCUCCACAUUGUUUUAGAUAACAUUAGAAGCAUUCAGGUUGGCGAGAAGAGAGAGCAUAUGAAAUGGAAAAUACCAUAUGCCUUUUUUGUGUUUGAGUUAAUAGCUUAAUAUUGUCAGUCAUUGUAGAUGGUAUUUCAGUUUUAAUAGCUGUGCUUAUGUUUCUAGAACAGGGAUACCUAAAGUAUGGUUACUGCUCCUGAAGGUGGUUGCUCCUUCUCGGUAACUAUAAGUUGACAAACAAGCUUAUUAGACACAGGUUUCAUUGCUAAUGGAUUCAGGUAAAUUCUCAUUUCUAGUCAUCUCUCAUAGAAGGGGUCAGUAUGAGCCUAUUCCAUGUAUUUAAAAAUGAAUGUAAAAUUCUAUGCAAAUGAGAUGAAACUCUGUGGCUUGUGCCAAGCUGUUGUCUCUUGUGGUCUUGCAGUAUAAUGGAUGUCCCUGUCAUAGGCAAGCUAAAGGGAGGAGAGAAGAAAGCCCUGAAUUUCCAUUCUUUCACUGUAAGAAGUGCACAACUUGGCCACAAAGUAGCACUCCACACUUAAAUUUGUUAUCUCUAUGUAACUUCAGGUGGCUGCUCUCUCUUCUACAAAAGGUUUAUAAAAAUACUCAUAACAUAUUACACAAUUUAAGUUCUGGUCCAGUUUUGGUUUCUUAACAAAAAACUUUAAGUUUAUAUUGUAAUGUUCUUAUUUUAAGAUUGCUGAUAAGAAGUUUUUAGAGAGGCCCAUGAAACUAUAUAAGAGGGUUACAUCUAUAGCAAAAUUAUAUUUUGCACUUACCAGUACAGUGUCCAUUGCUUUCGUUGAGCCUUUACAACCAUUAAGGCACACACUAUGUCUGUUAUGAAAGGUGGAUAUUUUACAGACUGGUAAACUGAAGCUCAUGUUAAAUGCUCUGUCCACAGAUAUACACAAAGUCUGUAGAGUUCAGUCUUCCUUCUUUCCUAAUCCUUUCCCAAACCAGUUGUUAAUUGAGGUCCUAAAUUGGUUUAUGAUCUUCAAUGUAUAUGUUGGAAUUGGUAAUUAGUUUCAUUAGUGAGAAAUCUGCAAGGUAACAGGCUUUGAUUCUGCAGCUAAAGUCCAGACUGUGUUUUGUGUUUCAGCUACAGUAGUAGAGUAUGUCAUCCAUUAAACUU